This is a messenger RNA of Condylura cristata (star-nosed mole), 1674 nucleotides long. RefSeq lists its product as uncharacterized. NCBI's taxonomy places the organism in Eukaryota, Metazoa, Chordata, Mammalia, Eulipotyphla, Talpidae. The transcript is spliced from 7 exons. The record is from RefSeq and is a predicted model, not a curated record. Bases 1 to 1674 code for a protein of 557 amino acids.
AUGGGCAUCCCGCGGUCCCCACUGGCCCUACCCCCCUCCAGGGGCGAGAAUGUCAGUUUUGCGAGACUCGAGACUCCUCGAGCCAGGGAUGGAGGCGUCCCCGAGCGCGAGAUCCGCCCGAGAGCCCACCGGAAACGGCUGAGGGGGAAGUUUACGUCGCGUAUUCUUACCUCGUUGGGGACGCGGGUCCUCCGGGCGGGGGCUGCCCAGGACCUGAGCUCCUUCGCCAUGCCGCUCCUGGACGGAGACCUGGACGCUUCGGAAAAGCAUUCCUCCCGGAAGGUGGACAGUGCCUUCAGCUCGGGCAGCCCCUCCAAGGGGCUCUUCUCCAGAGGCCCGCAGCACCGCCCCUCCAGCCCGGUGUCUGCGCCCGUGCGGCCCAGGACCAGCCCGGGCUCGCCCAAGACCGUGUCCCCGUUCUCCUACCAGGAGUCGCCGCCGCGCUCCCCGCGACGCAUGAGCUUCAGCGGCAUCUUCCGCUCCUCCUGCAAGGACUCCUCGCCCGGCUCCAACCCGUCUACCUCGCCCGGGGGCCUCCGGUUCUUCUCCCGCUCCAGAAAAAGUAAGACACUGACGCUCUCGCCUCAGUCGGUGGACCUGUGGCCGGAGACGCAGCCCUGGGAGGGACGGAGGCGGGGGCGCGGGAGACGGGGCCGGGCGGCCAGGGCCUUCCGUCUGCACGCCCUUCCCGGCGCUCCCGGGCCGGCUGCGCUGCAGGGUCGCGGCCUGGAGCCGAGGUCACGAAGCCCGACUGGCCCAAGCAGCCCCGGCGGGGGGGUGACUGAGCUGGCUGGCAGGGCCCGUUCCCCUGAGCGCCACCACGUAGGGCGAAUCCUCCCGGGUGCCCGGCCGGCGCAGGUCCGUCUCCUGGAGGUAGAAGAGAUCCGAAGUGACCGGGCGGCCUCCGGGCCCUCGGACGGGCUGAGGCGAGACAGCAGAAGCAGCUGGGCGGCUGACCGCGGCCUGGAGCGCAUGCAUCAGGGCGGUUGCGUCACGUCUCGGGGUGCACCUCGGGCCAGCGGGCCAGCAGCCGGGAGCGGCCAGUCCUCCCCGGGGCGGCUGCCCCGCUGGGCACGUGUCCCCCACUCGGCCUCCUGCCUGCCAGCUGACUGGGAGGAGGAGCCCGCGCCCCCCACGGCCCGGUGUCUGGGCGUUCCCCCACCUCAGGCGCCCAGGCAGGCCCGCGGGACUGUGCUGCGCUCUGGCCGCUGCUUGGCCGCGGGAGGACGGCGGCUGGCCAUCUGCUGCCCAGUGCCUCGGGAGCCUCGCCUCCUGGGAGGGACACGGUGGGGUGCCCUGGCCCUGGCCGCCGGCCAGCCGCCCCAAGGCGAGGACCUGCCGGCUGCCUGCACCCAGCUGCCACGGCGGCCGCAGCGGGUCUCUGAGCUCAGGUGCUGCACCCCGGGGCCACCCCUGCCCGCCGAUGCUGCCACCACGGCCACCGCUCCCCACGCAGGGCCUCGGGAGUCUCGGGAGCGCAAGGACCCGAGCAAGGACCGGAGCGGGGUGCCCAGUGGCGCAAACCCCCCCUCCCGCGAGUGGCUGCGUCCUCCGUUGAUGAAGCUCUGCCCCAUCCUUUGCUGUGAAAAGACGUUGCAAGCGCGGUUGCUGGUGGUCUUUGUGCAUGUGGGCGCGUGGACCGUGAAGUGGACUCCGGGAGUAAAGCUGGUGUGA